Kwoniella botswanensis is the source of this 3720-nucleotide messenger RNA. RefSeq lists its product as uncharacterized. Gene Ontology annotation, cellular component: small-subunit processome; CURI complex; UTP-C complex. The record is from RefSeq and is a predicted model, not a curated record. Gene Ontology annotation, biological process: tRNA export from nucleus; rRNA processing. The coding region runs from base 1 to 3720 and encodes 1239 amino acids. The transcript is spliced from 8 exons. Lineage: Eukaryota; Fungi; Basidiomycota; Tremellomycetes; Tremellales; Cryptococcaceae.
AUGUCAAGCAUCAAUUCACUCAAGAGGAAGGCAUCGUCCUCCAAGCUGGCGUCCAAGAAGCGAAUACCUGUUCAGCAGCCCUCCCCUUCUCCUUCCGACCUUGACGAGGACUUUGAAGAUCUCGAGGAUGGGCCUGGAGCAGACGAUGUCGAAGAAGCUGGUGGGAUCUACGACGAUCCGAUGAUAGAUCGACAAAGCUCGGAUGAUGAUUCGGGUGACUCCGAGCAGGGUGAAGACGAAGACGAGGACGAGGAAGACGGAUCCACUUCCAAAGCAGGACCUUCGCGAUCGACCAAUUCCUCCGGCAAGCAUCUAUACAAAGCGCCUACGCUAGAAGAGAUGGAGAAGCUCAAAGCAGUUGAACAAUCAGGAGGGACGACCUUCUCUUUACAACUUUCAGCGUUACUCGAAUCAACCCUGUUACCUCUUACCCCUCAAGCCAAUCUGAAAGCUCUGUUAUCUACUCUCCAUUCCACAAUACUCUCUUUGCCAUCUUUACCGCCCUUACCACCCACUAAAGCAAUCAAGAGACUAGGUAAAGAGGUGAAAGUACCUUUUGUAGGUGGACCCCAGUGGGACCCAACUAAGAACGAAGUGAAAUGGCAACUUGGCUGGGAUAAGCCUGAAGAGAUUAUCGUAGGCGGGAGCUGGGGGGUGGUAGGUGGAUACAGGCAAGGGAAAGGGGAUGCUGGGAAUAUAGAUCUGGUGGUUGUCAUUCCUUCGACCAUGUUCAGCCCCAAGGAUAGGAUGGACUAUAGGUAUUUCUAUAAACGAUCACACUAUCUCGCCGUGAUCUACGCUGCGAUCCAGAAGCUAGCCAAAGAAGAUGGACCAUUGAGAGGUGUACAAGUGUCUUGGGAGACCGCGAUGGGUGAUGCGAGAAGACCAAUAGUCAGAAUCUCAGCUGGUAAAGAACAAGGUCUAAAACAUCAACUUGAUAUUCGUAUCCACGCCUCGAUCCUCCCAACUGUAUUCCCAAUAUCCACUCUUUCGCCAACCAAAUCUCUCCUCCGAUCUGAGCAACCCACCCCUCUAUACUCAAGCUCAAUGCUCAACGACACUCUUCACAAACCGCACUUACUCCAUUUACACAGACUAUCCCAACUUCUCUCACCAGCAAGAACGGUCGAUUCGUUUUUGGCUAUAUGGAGGAUAUGGUGCAGUCGACGUGGAAUACGGAGAGAAAGAGGUGCAUCAGCUUGGUUUGCCAGUAUGCUUCUGGGUUGGGUGGUAGGUGGAGGUGAAGUUGGGGGAGUGGGCGGUGUGAGAGAGAAGGUGAAAAAGGUUAGAGGCGUAGGGAGAGGGUUGGGUCAUUGGGGUGCGAUCAGAGCCGCUUGGGAAUUCCUGGCUCAUACCGACUUUACCCAAACCCCAAUAUUCAUCAACACCUCUUCCGAGGAUACCAUCGCUCAUGCCGAGUUCACCAAAUCGUUUGAUCACGAUGUAUUCGUUGACCCGACGGGUCGAGUCAACAUAUUCGCAGGAUGGGAACGAGGUGAUGUACAAAUACUGAGGCAUCAUGCCAGAGAAACACUAGCGAUGCUAGAGGACGAGAAUACGGAUCAAUUUGGUGAGACUUUCUUGAAGGAUAGGAAGGUGGGAACGGAGGUGUUUGAUGAGUUUAUCAAAGUCGACACAUCUUCUGCUCAAUUCGAUGGCGAUAUACAACAGAAAACCGAAUACCCCUCCCCGAUCGACCUGGCCAUCCAUCUACUCGCCGACAUCCUUAGACGGGGAUUGUCCGAUCGAGCUCAAAUCGUUCGCAUCUCACCUUCUCUUGCCUCCCCUUCUACAUUGGAAAUCGGCGUUAUAUUCAACCCCGAACACGCCAACCGAGUGAUCGACAUUGGGCCUUCAUCGAACUCAUCUCAGGCUGCUGCUGCCGAGGGAUUCAGAGCAUUAUGGGGUAGCAAAGCUGAAUUGCGAAGAUUCAAGGAUGGAAGUAUAUCUGAAUCUGUCGUGUGGGAUAUCACCCGACCUGAAGAAGCCACGUUGAUACCUUGUAAAAUCGUCAAGUACCUCUUGGGCCAACAUUUCCAGAUACCCGAAGAGGAUGUUCGAUGUUUAUCUUCGGAUUCAACUUGGCAAGAUAUCAUCCAAGUCCCAGCUUCGGUGAGACAUGCGAUCAAUGUUAGUGGAAGUGAGAAACAAGGAUUCCGACCUGUUCUAUCAGCUUAUGAGGAACUGUACAAAAUUCUGAAAGAUUUCGAUACGGAGUUACCUUUAUCCAUCUUGAAUGUCAACCCUUCUUCGGAGUUGUUGAGGUACUCGUCGAUAUACGUACCUCAUCCUAUCGAUGUCAACCGAAUCGCCACUGCCCCGGUAUGUAUUGCGCAUAUCCCAUCGGUGGACGUGGUAGUCCAAUUCGAAUCCUCACCCAAAUGGCCCGAUGAUCUAGCAGCAAUCCAAAAUGUCAAAUUGGCCUUGUUCGAGAAAUUGGCUCGAGUCCUACAAGGUAAAUUACCGAGAUCGCGAAUCAACAUCCUGUUUGAUAGCGUAAGAAGGGAUAGUUCAGAGAUCGAAGAUUCAUCAUCCCUGGAAGUGUUGAUGAACCUGGGAAUAGCAUUCAGGUUGAAGAUCCAUUACGAGAAAGAGCGGGUAUUGUCAGAACGGAUCAUUCAGGAAGAUCGAAAACCUUUGGCUGCAUUGGCUGGAACUCAGUUACCCAGACCAUCAAUCAAGCUUGCUAUACCUGCUUUGGAAAAACAUCUAUUCUUGUUCAAUCACAAAACCCAGCAUCAUCAAGCUGUCAUACCGCUGCAUCACAAGUACCCCUCUUAUUCUACCGCUACGAGGUUAUUGAAGAAAUGGUUCUCUUCUCACAUGCUUUUAGGUAUACACGUCUCGAUCGAAGUGGUAGAGUUGAUCAUGGCUAAAUUGUAUCUCGACACCAACUCGCUUCAAAGACCUAGCUCAGCCACCAAUGGAUUUGUAAGAGCGAUGUGUCUUUUGGUCGAAUGGGAUUGGAAGAACGAUCCGCUUUUCGUGCCUAUCUUCUCUGUGAAGAACACCGCUGCAACGGAUGCAGGCGGAAGAAUCAGAUUCCCCGUUGAGAAGAGACAAGAAGCGAUCAAGGCCUUUGCAAUACUAAGGAGUAAAGAUAAUUCCUGUACAAACAGUCACCAACACGGAUGGGUCGUAUACACCGAAGAAGACGAUAGUGGAUUAAGGUGGACCAAGGGGGUGAAUAAGGUGAUUGCAUCUAGGAUAUCGCAGUUGGCGAAAGCCACUUUGACAGCUAUCAAGACUGGUACGAUAGAUGGUGGACUGGAUGUAAAAUCACUCUUCAUCACCCCAUUAGAUCACUACGAUUUCCUACUACACCUUUUGCCCUCCACGACAACCAAAUACUAUCAGAACAUCCAAGCCAAUCCUGAAGAAUGGGAAUCCAAGUUGAAAUACCGUAAUCUCCAUUCCGCUUCUCCGGACGGUGCUGGUGUGAAGAUAGGAUUUAAUCCUGCUGAAAGUUUCGCCCAGGAUUUGAUCAGGACCUAUGGAGAUUCGAUCUUAUGGUUCUACGAUUGUUCUGGCGGAGCCGUAAUAGCUGGUAUUUGGAAUCCACAAAAGGAUAGUGCGAGGGCAUUGAAAGCUUUCUUGGGAUAUAAUAGUAAACCUACCGAAUCUGAUUCUGCUCUGGUGACGAUCAAUAAAGAUGCGAUUCUAGCCGAGAUAGCGAGGUUGGGCAAGGGGAUGAUAGAGAGGGUAGAUAGGCGUAACUGA